Messenger RNA from Triticum aestivum (bread wheat), 1175 nucleotides. Its product is annotated as BTB/POZ and MATH domain-containing protein 1-like. Lineage: Eukaryota; Viridiplantae; Streptophyta; Magnoliopsida; Poales; Poaceae. The transcript has a single exon. Gene Ontology annotation, molecular function: protein binding. The record is from RefSeq and is a predicted model, not a curated record. Bases 7 to 1119 code for a protein of 370 amino acids. Gene Ontology annotation, biological process: protein ubiquitination.
GGCACCAUGGCCAUGGGCACGCACACGAAGGAACAGGAGGUGUUCAGCGGCACGCACCAGUUUACCAUCGCCGGCUUCAGCCUAGAGAAGACCAAGGGCAUCCGAAACCCCGUGAGAUCCGGCGCCUUUGAGGUCGGAGGCUACAGCUGGAAGAUCCUGUGCUACCCUGCCGGCAAGGAAGAACGAGGCCGGGGCUACGUCUCGGCAUAUCUCGAGGUGGUGAGACCCGCCGGAGACAAGUUCAAGCUCAAGUUCUGCAUCACCAUCAUUGGGCCCGGGGGAAAGCGGCAGCCUAUCGUCUACUCCUGGUGGAACCGAUGGGCGGAAAGUGCCUCUGAUGCGAACGAACUGUCAUGGGGGAGCUAUCACGCUAUCAGCCUGCGAUCUGUGGAGUCGGGGUGCCUGGUGGACGACCGUCUCACGCUGAGCUGCACCGUCCAUGUCCAAAAGCUCGAGGCGUCCACCGCAAGCCGCUCCAUCGUCAAGGUUCCGCCCCCUGGCAUCAGCCAGGAUGUUGCGCGGCUCCUGGAGAGCGAGCUUGGGUCGGACGUCACGUUCCAAGUCGACUCCAACCACUACCACGCGCACAAGGCGGUUGUGGCGACGCGGUCGCCGGUCUUCGCCGCUCAGUUCUUCGGGCCGCUGGCGGACGGGUCCGGUGGCCGCUGCGUGAGGAUCCACGACAUGGCACCCGCAGCGUUUGAGGCCGUGCUGCACUUCAUCUACACUGACACGUUGCCGCCGCCUGUCAAUGACGACGAAAGUGUGUCCGCAAGCUGCACAGAGGUAGGAGAAAUAAUGGCGGCCGGCCAUUCAGCGGAAAGGCGUAGGGAUAUGGUCUGCGACUGGCUCGCCGCUGCGGAUCGAUAUGGCCUCGAGAGGAUGAGGCUGCUGUGUGAGAGCGUGCUGUGGGAGACCAUCCAUGUGGCGAAUGCUGCGGCCACGUUGGAGAUUGCUGACCGUCACCAUUGCCAACAGCUCAAGUCCUUCUGCAUAGACUACAUCGCCUCCCCUAAGGUGUUGCCUGGUGUGCUAGCAACCGACGGAUACAAGGAACUUAAGUUGAACUGUCCCUUGCUUGUUGCCGAUAUCUUGGAGAAGCUUGGAAGUGUGUGUUAAUGCAAUUACUCCAAGAUGAUUUCAUAUUCCAUGAUGAUUCUUUAGUUAGUCUUUCG